GAUCCACUCAGUAGUUUCUCAUGAGCGCCCCUUCGGCUACUGGUAUCAUCAUCGACUACGAGUCCGUGUCACGCAAGGAAAAAGCACGGACAUUCGUGCAUAAUCUGCCUCGAUCCAGCCGCAAUUACGCUGUUAGUCUGUUCCCAAUUGCUACCUGGAUUCAUCGUUAUAAUCUUCAAUGGCUUGUUCGGGAUCUUAUUGCUGGUCUGACCGUCGGUGUCGUUGUCGUUCCUCAAAGUAUGGGUUAUGCAAAGAUUGCCGAAUUACCUCCCCAAUAUGGUCUAUAUACUGCUUUUGUUGGUUUGUGCGUUUAUUGUCUUUUCGCUACAUCGAAAGAUAUCAGUAUUGGCCCCACCGCUGUCAUGUCUCUUUUAAUCGGUCAAACCGUAACUCGAGUAGCUGCUGAGAGCCCUGAAAUCACCGCUCCUCAGAUCGCUGUCGCCUUGUCUUUGUUGAGUGGUUCCGUUGCUAUGUUUCUUGGUCUUAUUCGCCUCGGAAUCCUUGUAGAUUUUAUCCCUGGUCCUGCCAUUGCUGGUUUCAUGACAGGCAGUGCCAUUACGAUUACGGUCGGCCAAUGGCCGAAACUGUUUGGUAUCAAAGGCAUCAAUACCCAAGAUUCGACUUAUUUGAUCUUUGGCAAUUUUUUUAAAAACCUGCCAAAAACAAAAGUGGACGUUGCCUUUGGCCUUACUGGGCUGAUUUGGCUUUAUGGCGUUCGUUAUGCUUGUCAAAAGCUCGGUCAACGCUACAAGAAAUAUGAGACUCACUUGUUCUUCCUGUCCAUCAUGCGCAACGGUAUCCUCGUAAUUUUCGGUACUCUGAUCGCUUUCCUCAUUAAUAUCGGAAAAGAUACAAGCCCAAUCAGUAUCCUUAAAACUGUGCCUGCUGGUUUCCAGGCUAUGGCUGUGCCCCAUGUCACUACCGAUGUUAUUUCUGCUGUCGCUCCAUCUUUACCUUCCGCUGUGAUUAUCCUGAUUCUGGAGCACGUGGCUAUUGCCAAGUCCUUUGGUCGUAUCAAUGAUUAUGCGAUCAAUCCUGAUCAAGAGAUUAUCGCUAUUGGUUUCACCAACAUCUGGGCUGCUUUCUUUGGUGCUUAUCCGUCUACAGGUUCCUUUUCUCGAACAGCCAUCAAGGCCCGUUCAGGCGUUAAAACUCCAAUUGCUGGUAUCUUCUCCGGUCUCGUGGUGGUUCUUGCCUUGUACGCUCUGACCCCAGCUUUCUAUUACAUCCCCGACGCCACGCUUGCCGCCGUCGUCAUUCACGCCGUUGCUGACCUUGUCUCUGGACCGGCUUACAUUCGUCGAUUGGCGAGAAUUUCUCUGUGGGAAUUAUUCGUCUUCGUGACCACUGUCAUCGUCACUUUCUUCACUACCGUGGAAUAUGGUAUCUAUGCCUCCCUUGCUUUGUCAUUGGCUAUUCUGCUGUUCCGUAUCGCCCGUCCUCGUUUCUGGGUCCUCGGUCGUGUUCCUCUCACUAGUCCCGAGCCUGAGAAAUCCGAUAUUGCGCAACAAUAUCUGUACGUGUCCAAGGAUCACCCCUCUCUCGGAAAACUUGUCGAGGACUUACCAUCCGGUAUCUUGAUGUGCCGCAUCGAAGAAUCCAUCACCUAUCCUAAUUCUGGCUAUAUCACCGAUAAGAUUAUCAGUUAUGCCAAGGAAAACACGAGAAGAUCUCAACAGGUGUUAUCUAAAGGAGACCGUGCGUGGAACGAUGAUGCCGACCCGGUCAAGGACGCCGAAAGACAACAAUUACCUCGCCUGCAUGCUCUUAUUCUCGACUUUGCCAGUGUCAACAACCUUGAUACCAGCGGUCUUCAAGCUAUUGUCGACGCUCAGAAUACCUUGAAUCGUUACAGCGGCCAUCACGUCGAGUUCCACUUUAUCAAUAUUGCCCAAGCUGCCAUUCGCGAGUCUUUGAUUGUGGCAGGUUUUGGUACACAACCACGCUAUACAUCUGACCAGGACACCAACAAUGCUGUUCAAGAGAUUCUCCCCAUUGUGCCUGCCCACAAGGAUGGUCCGCAGAAAGCUUACCAAGAGCAGAAGUCUAGCGACGUCGAGAGCAUUCAGUACGAUAUAAAGACGGCGGAUGAUGCUAGCUCUACGACGAAACAUUCUAUUCCCAUGCCCAAGGAUCGCUACCCAUUCUUUCACUUUAGCGCGGAUGAAGCGGUCCGAACUGCUACGCAAACACUCAUUGCACGUGAAGAAGCCGAGCAGGUGCAAUCAUAAUUUUGUAGACAUUUUAUUUCUUUGCUCAUUCCCUUUACCAUUCACACUUUUCGUUAUCAUCUCUUAGUAGCUUAAACCCAUAUUAUUAUUAUUUAUCGAUACCUUCACACCACGCCGCUUUUUGACAAGCUCUAUUAUAUAUGUUGUUCAUUCAUCACUGUAUAAAAAUCAUUUGCUCAAACAAUAUUUCCUUUCCAUUUCGAAUGACGCACUGCGGGCCAUAAAAGAAGAUUUUAUAGCGCAAAAAGUCUUAUACCAUACGAAUCAG
Radiomyces spectabilis is the source of this 2499-nucleotide messenger RNA. Its product is annotated as sulfate transporter family-domain-containing protein. Gene Ontology annotation, molecular function: sulfate transmembrane transporter activity. Lineage: Eukaryota; Fungi; Mucoromycota; Mucoromycetes; Mucorales; Radiomycetaceae. The record is from RefSeq and is a predicted model, not a curated record. Gene Ontology annotation, cellular component: membrane. Gene Ontology annotation, biological process: transmembrane transport. The transcript has 6 exons. Bases 21 to 2231 code for a protein of 736 amino acids.